UGUCCGAUGCUGCCGGCGCCAUGUGGAUGGGACGCCCAGCUUAACAAAGGCCCUAACCCACACACCCUGUACGGCGCCAUGGUGGGCGGCCCAGGUCAGGGCGACGACUACACCGACAGCAGAAUGGACUACGUGAAGAACGAGGUGGCGUGCGACUACAACGCCGGCAUGCACGCAUCGACGGCAGCGCUGGAACACCUGGCUCUUACACAUGAGCUUCCAGCAACAUACAAGGACAUCUGCCCUUAGACAGCCUAUCCUGCUGCAAAUAUUGACAGUAAUAAAGUCAACACGGCAUCCAUUAUUGAAGA
Molecule: messenger RNA, 311 nt
Organism: Haliotis rubra (blacklip abalone)
Lineage: Eukaryota; Metazoa; Mollusca; Gastropoda; Lepetellida; Haliotidae
Product: endoglucanase-like
Exons: 2
Coding region: 7-249 (80 amino acids)
Biological process (GO): carbohydrate metabolic process
Molecular function (GO): hydrolase activity, hydrolyzing O-glycosyl compounds
Source: RefSeq, a predicted model, not a curated record